AUGGCAAAGGAGGGCAUCGGCCAAGUGAUAUCGUGGUACAUCUGUACCGUUGCGGCCGUCCUGUUCCUAGUCGCUCGACUGUCUACUCGCUACCAGAGACUCAGGUUGCUGGGCACUGACGAUGGACUCAUUACUUUGGCAGCAUGCUGUCUGAUCGGGGACCUGAUAAUUCAACAGUAUAUGUGGAAUCUGGGUAUGGCUGAAAUUCCCAAGGCGAGCCGAGAAGAAUUCAUCCAAAUAAUGAAGGUGAUUGAUAUCGCGGCACGACACCAUGGGCCACAUUCGCUGAUGAGAAACAAAGAUGGUUGUCCCUGGAUCGAUUCUAUAUGUCACAUCAUUAUGGGCAGUCAAAAUCGCCAUGAUAAAUGCGAUCCUCGCCAGGAAGACAUUAAUUAUUGGUUAACAGUUCUUUUCAAUAUUGUCACUGACGUGAUUAUUAUUAGCUUACCCAUCUCAAUGGUCCUUAAGCUACAGAUGAAGCUGAAGCUGAAGCUUGGCGUCAUUGCCAUCUUUGCACUGGGCUUUUUUGUAGUCAUUGCGAGCAGCCCCGCCUCGUCUGUCGGGACGAAAUCAAAUCGAGGACAUUACGAACUGUCGUCGGGUGGCCACCACCGGUCCUGGAGAACAGAUCGCGGGCGCAACACGACGGAUGUCAUGGGAGGCACGCGAAACAAGGACAACUCCUCGGAGGAUAACUUGGUCAAUGAUUUGGGUGCGCCUGUGGCUUCCGAAGGAGCUUCAACGAAUGGUAAAAACGGCGAGAUCAAAGUAAACACAACAUUUCAAGUGCACUAUGGAAGGAACGAAGAGGCGGGACAUCAUUCGACGAAGCACAACCAAUUUUGA
Metarhizium acridum CQMa 102 is the source of this 846-nucleotide messenger RNA. The record is from RefSeq and is a predicted model, not a curated record. Lineage: Eukaryota; Fungi; Ascomycota; Sordariomycetes; Hypocreales; Clavicipitaceae.